Spinacia oleracea (spinach) is the source of this 1512-nucleotide messenger RNA. RefSeq names its product protein DETOXIFICATION 45, chloroplastic-like. NCBI's taxonomy places the organism in Eukaryota, Viridiplantae, Streptophyta, Magnoliopsida, Caryophyllales, Amaranthaceae. Bases 741 to 1310 code for a protein of 189 amino acids. Gene Ontology annotation, cellular component: chloroplast. The transcript has 6 exons. The record is from RefSeq and is a predicted model, not a curated record.
AAAUUUUCUCUUAAGCACCUUAAUUUAUGCACAAUUUCAGUUUUCUUUGUUGUUGUUGUUGUUGCUGCGAAUUUGAACAUCAUUAACUGGGUUUUUCCAUUAAGUAAUGAUAAAGUGUGAGCUACUGUAUAAUUGAGUUGGUUAUGCUUGUGAAUUUGUUUGUUUUGAUUGAAUUUAAAGCCUUUUAUGUGGGGGGGAUUGGCAAAGGAACCAUGGGUCAGCUUUUAAUUGGGGAUUCAGUUCAUAGAUUCGAUUGUAUGGUUUGGUUAAUAGAGGAUCUCAUUUUCAUGUGUUAUUUUUCCUAUGCUAAGAAACUCCUGAGCAAAGAUAAUUACAUGUUGCAACCAGUUACUGUGUAGAAAAGCAAGGAAUUCUGGAAAUCAAAUAUAUACAAAAUUUUUGUAAUUGGUUCCAUUAGAUAGUUGGAUUUCAUUGUUCUGCAUUCUAAUGCCAAUCUUUUCCUCCAUUUAUGUGAUAUUUUUGUUUAUUUGGUAGUCUGUGUAUCAUGAAUGUAAUCAUUGUUUAUUAUAAGACGACUAGUAAUUUGAUUUCUUCCACAAGUAUAUUUGGUGUGGUCUUAUUAGAUGUGGGAUUGGAUAAUGAAACAUGAGCCGGUGGUUUCAAGAAAGAAAGUUGCUCGCGUCCUAUUUUCCGUCAACCUCUUCGCCGCGGCUACCUGUCCCCUCUUUUAGGCUGUCGUUCAUAGAGCUAAGAACUCAAAAUAUUCAGCUGAUGAGGAUAUGGAGGAGACAGAUGUUAAAGAUCCAAAUUUAAAGCAAUCUCUGGAGUCUGCUACUUCUCAGAUUAGCCAGCUAGCUCUUUCUAAUAGUCCUACUGGUGUUGCCAAUCUUGCAGCUGUUUUUCUGUUCCCGCUUUUCAUAAAUUAUUUUCAGAUGGGUGUCACUGGAGCAGCCACUGCCACUGUUGUGUCUCAAUACAUAGGUAGCUUCUUGAUGAUUUGGUUUCUUAGCAAGAGAGUAAUAUUAUUACCUCCAAAAUUUGGAGAUCUGAAGUUUGGGGUCUAUUUAAAAUCUGGUGGAUUUCUGAUUGGAAGAACUGUGGCUGUUUUGAUAACUAUGACGAUUGGGACCUCGAUGGUUGCUCGUCAAGGUCCUCUAGCUAUGGCUGCUCAUCAAAUCUGUAUGCAAGUGUGGUUGGUUGUCUCUCUUUUAACUGAUGGAUUGGCCGCAUCUGGUCAGGUCUACACUCCGAGGAAUGCGCCUAUACUAGUGAGGAAAUUGAUGUGGUUCGUGAGCAACGGGCUAAGUGUUUUACCCGCAAGUAUUUACUAUUGGCUUGAGCGCGCUUGAUCGAGGUGGUUUAGUUGUUAUAGAACAAUCGUUUCCAUUAAAAUGUAUGCGUACAUUGAAAUUGGAACGUAUAUUUGAAUGUAGUACGUGCACUUUGGUUUUGGGAUAUAUAUAUAUGUAUACAAAACACCAGUUAUUAUUUUUUAUAUUUGUUCUACAGGUUGCGAUAUUUUAUUUAUUGUUGUUGACAGGUUCCUAUAUU